Molecule: messenger RNA, 7906 nt
Organism: Malurus melanocephalus (red-backed fairy wren)
Lineage: Eukaryota; Metazoa; Chordata; Aves; Passeriformes; Maluridae
Gene: KBTBD2
Product: kelch repeat and BTB domain containing 2
Exons: 4
Coding region: 4826-6697 (623 amino acids)
Molecular function (GO): protein binding
Source: RefSeq, a predicted model, not a curated record
GGAAUUUAAGUUGUUAAUUGAAACAAGCUAGCUUCAUUAAUGUACUAGAGUUCAGAGAAAAAAAAACCCCUUAUAUAUACGGGAUACAUGGCUGGGUCUUACUGGAGACAUCCAUGGCCCACUUUUUUUCAAAGGUUUAUUUUCCAAAACAGGUCAAGUCUUCCCACAAAACAGAAACGCCCUUGGGGAUGGAAACUACCUGUGCUCAGCACAGAAGUCCAGUUGCCAAUUGAAGCUGUUGGUUUAUCAUGUGCUAAUUUUCUUUUUGAGCAGGUAUUUCCUUUUAGUGUAUAACUUCCUUUAGGAGCAGAAAAACUGGAGUGCAUUGUGACCAAGCAUGUUGUUAGCAUGGCGUCUGACACUUUGGGUCUCUAGCUUCUGUGUAGUUUCAGAAAACUCACCUACCUCAAAGCUGUAACUCAUCUCCCAAGCAUAGUAUGUAUGGAAAAUAGUAGGUUCCAAGUGAAUAGUCAUUUUCMAGAUAACAUUGUAAGACUAAAUCUGUUCUUCUUUUUAAUGAAAUUUYACAUUGUUGCCUUAUUAGAAUCUCCUUGAUGUCCUCAGUUUUCUGGACUGCAGUGCUAUCAAAGACACCUUUGAUGGCUUUAGAGGAGAGGAAAACUUCCAAGUCUGGAGCUGCUUCAUCAAUUACCUAUUUCUUUCUCACUGCCAAGGAUGUAAAUCUGAUACAUUACUCACGARUGUAGAGCUUCCAACUCCUUUUUUCUUUCUCUCUUUCCUAUCUUUGAGAUCUAUUGGCUAGGUGUGUCGAUUUACAUAAUUGAUUCUAAUCACUUCUACUUCUCACAUUCCCCCUUGCUAUUAGCUGGUGUAAUAAUUUUGAAACCCCUUGAUUUGUAACUCAGAAUAUCCCUAUAGUAACCAGGUAUUAAAGUGCCUGAGCURGGUACUGCAUUGCUAUCUGGGAGGAUUGCUAUCUCCACAAACACCAAGGCUUGUGUAGUUUGGCUUACGGUUGUUCAGGUAUAAAUUCUGACCUUUUAUUAUGUUUAAAAUAGUGAAUGAUUCACUUCUUUAGACAUGUUUUUACUUGUGAUUUGUAUGAAGCUGCCCUUGGAUGGAAAUAGGAAUUUGAUUGAAAGUGCACAAAAUUAGUAUUUAAAGUGCUUUUUUAAAAAAUUAGUUAGAACCAGAUUAAAUAAAUUGAAUGUCCAGGAGUAUAAGUUUUGGUUGUUGGGUUUUUAAAUUUUUUCUUGCAGGCAUAUGGAAGAUGAAGUAUGUUUUUGAAAGUGUGAAUUCUAGUUAGUGAAGUUAGAAUUCAAGGGGUCUUCAGAUGGCUGAAGAUGCAGAYGGGAACCUGUGACACUUUCAUAGAUCUUUUACAUUUUUUCCAGCAGUUGAUGGGAAGUUGGGCAUCUGAUCUGACUUUUAGAGGACUUUUCAGUGUAUCAAAAUCUCAAAAAAAGCCCUAAAACAAAAGAUGCCUAUAUAUAUUUUGCCCCUCUUAUGAUUUGAGGGGAAAAUUAUUUUUUUAAUAAGUCCAGUUGAAGGAUGUUGUAUCUAUAUAUCUAAUAUCUUUCCCUACCAAAUUGGCAAUGGUCAAUAUAUCUAUUCCAUGUUACACAUUGAAGUAUAAGAGCUAGCACCGUCAUGUAUGUAAUGCAGUAUAUAUAUCUCUGUUUAUCAAUCUUUGUCUGACCUCAGAAAAUAAACAGUUUCAAGGAAGGCAAUUAAUAGCCUAUCCCAUAACUCAUUAACAUUUGAUGACUAAUUUUUUGAAUGGUCUCAUUCAGAUUUGAAGUACAUGAACAAGUGUUAACAAGCCACCUCAUUAAAAUACUUAAGCGAAAGGGAAUAAUUACUUAAAAACAAACCCUCUUAUCAACGUGUUACUUAACAUUUCUCUCCAGCUUGAUAGGGAGGUACUUUGUAUCACCCGCUGAUUACUUGGUUUCAUUUGCAAUGCAGCAUCCUGUGGCCUUCUAGCAGCUACCUGCCAGUCCUGUUCUGGAUAGCUGGCUUCCAAGAAAUUACCCAGAACAAAAUGGUCACUCUGGUGACAUCGUURAAGGGGAAAGUCUCAUUCCUACAACUGGUAUUCAGGGAUUAUUUUUAUUGUAUCGGGAUWUCAGUUUAGGAUAUGAAGCCAACUUCAGCCAUAAAUCUUUUCAUCCAUAARUUUGAAAUAUCCACAGCUGCAUAGUUAUUGAAGCUACAGCAGACAGUAGGGCAUCUGUAGACAUUYUCUCAAGUCCAUAGCUUUUGAUUUAUCUCAGAUCCAAGAACUGUACACCAACCAGGCACAGUGCAGUGAGAGAGAUGUUGGAUGGGGACUGGGAAAUGCUAAGCCUCUUGCAUUUCUCCUUUGGAAGUACAUGGCUUUGGGCAAGCUGCUUCUUAUUUCAAUGCCUCAGUUUUUCAGCCUCUAAARUGAGGAGAGUACCUCCUUUAAAAUUGUCUUGAAUUCUCCAGAGAUGUGAGRCAGGUAGGUAAUCUUGGAUGAUUUUCCAGGCACUAAAUGAUUUUCCUACCACUUAUCCUAAUGUUUUGAACAGAUUCACUUCUCUUGGGCAAAUGACAAUAUAAAUUAUGGCAAUUUUGGACCAGAAAUCCAUAGAUCGUUGACUAUGUACUUCCAUUAUGGAAUAUAUAUACAUUUUUAUAUAUGUAUUUUUGUUACAAGGGAAUGGGAUGUGACUCCUGACUUUGUGACAAAUAUGAAACKUUGUUCUUUAGCAAAUGGUUAUUGUUGGCAGCAAAGCACAGUAUGGAUGUGGAAAGCAGAAAUCGUGUACAUUGCAUGUUCCUACUGUGUGCAGUUCCCUGGAAUAUACAACAGAUGGUUUCCUGUAAACCAAGGACUCCAGCUUUGUAAAUGUACAGUUCAGAGGUGAUCCACAUCACAUAAAUGUUCUGCAACAGRACUCCUGUCAUCUCCUCAAUCUUUUCUGCUACUGAGGGUCGUACUCAAAUGUUCCAGUUAUUUAUAGUAAUUAAUUUCACAGUUUCAACUUGGCUUCUGCUGAACAGGUCUGCUUUUUCAGUUAUUGACUGUCAGGCGCACGCUGCCAAAAAUGUUUUUAAUCUUACUAGCAGGUGUAUAUCAAUUUCUCUACGCCAUCCUUGACUGGUUUUGGUACCUAAUGACUGAAUGAAUGCAUAAUAAUUUGCUUCUUUUUUUCCUGUUUCUGAAUAAAUAUUUAUAUUCUUUACAGUUACAUCAGAAAAGGAAGUUAUGGUAUCAAUGAGUUCUUUUGCUAAAGUUUAGUAUUACUGAUGCUCUGCCCAAACAGAGCUUAAUCCACCAGCUUGUAUUGUUCUUGAAACUUUACUCCUAAGCCAGGAAAAACAAUGCUGCAGAGAGACUCGGGAUACCAGCAAAACCACAAGCUAUUUAUUUCCGUGGGCCUAGCACACUUAGGAAGUCUGUGCGCCUCUGUUGCUGUUUAAAGUUCAGUGCAAAACCUGUCAGUGGGUUGGAUUGCAUGGUGAGCUGUUCUCAGAGUACUGGGAGAGCGGGCAAUAGUGCAGAGAUGGGAUGCACACUGACUUGGUGGAAAGAAGCUGUGACCUGAAGGAGGUCAUUGCUUUAGAUGGAGCAGCAUCUCUAUAUCCUCAAUAUAUUUAUGGUUUAGUGACUUCAGAGGUGACCUGAAACUUAAAGGUCUUCAGUCAAGACUUGUGCCAGUGUCUUAUUGUAGCACACGGUGGUAUCUACUCCUUCCCCCAAAUAUUAGCACCUUUUCUUUUUGCACUGUUUUCCAGUUUAACGACCAGAGAAAACUAAGUGUUUGAGAUUCCUGUUUGUGUAUAUUUAUCACUGAAAAAGAAAAAAGAUCAGGGACACUAAAUUAGUAGUAAUUAARGUGGCAUUAAUUUAACAUAUCUGUUUCAAGUGAGUGAAUGUUGAAAGACAGCUGUUUCUGAAGUAUAUUACAGGGCUGUGUUGAAAUAAUAGAUCUUUGAUGUGGCUGGCAGGUAUUUCUACAGCCUUUGUCUCACACUAAAUCUUGGGUGAAGUGACAUUCCUUAAAUUCCACACAAAAAUACAAGUUGUUUCUGCAUUCUCUGUUCAUCAUGACCAGUAGUGAUAAUGAUAUCUUAGACAUAAGACAAACAUGUCCUGGUUAUUCCUCAGUUUUGGAAUGCAGAGGAACUGUGCAAGAUUAAAUAAAUCUGGAAGCAUUUGAUAGCUGUAGUACUCUGGUGCCCAUUAUGAUGGUAAUUUUACUGUCACAACUAUCCCAUGCUUAAUUAGGUUUUUGUGUUCACUUGGAAGAUGAAAUAAAACCUGACCCCAUUUUUCAGAGGAGGAGAAAUGUCCAAACAAGAAAAUAGAYUUUGGUAGCCACUGUAGGUGUUUUGAGCCCUGCUAUUCCAGCAGGGAAUCCCUUUGCUCCUAUUAUUUCCUUAUUUUACUUUUCUCCUGUGUGCAGCAGUGAAGCUUACCUGGCUGUAUGGAAAUUACUUGGAAGGAAAAAAACCAGAAUGUGAAAUAUUAAUAGUCAAUCAAGUGCAGCCACUGAUCACGAGAUGUUACCACGAAAUCUACCUCAGACUUCACUUUUGCUCAUUCAUUUGCUGCGUCAUAGAUUUCAACGGGAGCUCUGCAGACACUCUUGAAAGUCUCUGAACAGAUUGGGACAUCAAGUCAAAGCAUGAUGACCUAAUAGGAGGUCAAAGUCUCAAACAUUGAUUCAGCAGUUCAAGAUAACACUGCCCUUUUUAUCAGUAUCACUUCUGAAGGCUACAGACCUCCCGCAGUUUCUUUCGUGGCUACUUCAGAAACACUCAACUGACCUUUCUUUGGUGAAGAGAUCUUGACUUUUCUCUCUGGUCCUGGAAAUAUUAAUGGAAUACAGUCAUGUCUACCCAGGACGAGAGGCAGAUAAAYACAGAGUAUGCUGUAUCCUUGCUGGAGCAGUUAAAAUUCUUUUAUGAACAGCAGUUGCUAACUGACAUAGUGUUGAUUGUGGAGGGCACUGAAUUUCCCUGCCACAAGAUGGUUCUUGCAACAUGCAGCUCAUAUUUCAGAGCAAUGUUCAUGAGCGGGCUGAGCGAGAGCAAACAAACACACGUACAUCUGAGGAAUGUGGAUGCAGCCACUCUGCAGAUCAUCAUCACUUAUGCAUACACGGGUAACUUGGCAAUAAGUGACAGCACAGUAGAGCAGCUCUAUGAAACUGCCUGCUUCUUACAGGUAGAUGAUGUGUUACAACGAUGUAGAGAAUACUUAAUCAAAAAGAUCAAUGCAGAAAAUUGUGUGCGUCUAUUAAGUUUUGCUGAUCUCUUCAGCUGUGAAGAGUUAAAACAGAGUGCUAAAAGAAUGGUGGAGCACAAGUUCACAGCUGUGUACCACCAGGAGGCUUUCAUGCAACUGUCACAUGAUCUACUGAUAGAUAUUUUAAGCAGUGACAAUUUGAACGUGGAAAAGGAGGAGACAGUGCGUGAGGCUGCUAUGUUAUGGCUGGAGUACAACACGGAAUCACGCUCGCAGUAUUUGUCCUCUGUUCUUAGCCAAAUCCGAAUYGAUGCACUUUCAGAAGUAACACAGAGAGCCUGGUUUCAAGGCUUGCCACCUAAUGAUAAAUCAGUGGUGGUGCAAGGACUGUACAAAUCGAUGCCCAAAUUUUUCAAGCCGAGACUUGGCAUGACAAAAGAGGAGAUGAUGAUAUUCAUUGAAGCUGCUGCUGAAAACCCUGGUAGUCUUUACUCUUCUGUCUGUUACAGCCCRCAGGCAGAGAAAGUUUACAAACUCUGCAACCCUCCCGCUGACUUGCAUAAGGUUGGGACGCUUGUAACUCCUGAUAAUGACAUCUAUAUAGCAGGUGGGCAAGUUCCUCUGAAGAACACAAAAACCAAUCACAGUAAAAGCAGCAAACUMCAGGCCGCCUUCAGAACUGUGAAUUGCUUUUACUGGUUUGAUGCGCAGCAGAACACUUGGUUCCCAAAGACGCCGAUGCUGUUUGUUCGCAUCAAGCCRUCCCUGGUGUGCUGUGAAGGAUACAUCUAUGCAAUUGGGGGAGACAGCGUCGGCGGGGAGCUCAACAGGAGGACUGUGGAGCGGUACGAUACCGAGAAGGACGAGUGGACCAUGGUCAGCCCCCUGCCUUGYGCGUGGCAAUGGAGCACGGCAGUGGCAGUUCACAACUGCAUCUACGUCAUGGCACACAACUUGAUGUACUGCUACUUCCCCAGGUCCGACGCCUGGGUGGAGAUGGCUAUGCGACAAACAAGCAGAUGUUUCGCUUCAGCUGCUGCUUUYGGCGAUAAGAUAUUCUAUAUCGGAGGACUGCACAUUGCCAGCAAUUCUGGUAUAAGGCUCCCCAGCAGUACUGUGGAUGGGUCUUCGGUAACAGUGGAGAUCUACGACGUGAAUAAAAACGAAUGGAGGAUGGCAGCCAGUAUCCCUGCCAAGCGCUAUUCCGACCCGUGCGUCAGGGCCGUCGUCAUCUCCAAUUCCUUAUGUGUCUUUAUACGGGAGACCCAUAUGAACGAGAGAGCCAAGUAUGCUACCUAUCAGUAUGACCUGGAACUCGACCGCUGGUUCCUGAGGCAGCACAUAUCAGAACGUGUGCUGUGGGACUUGGGGAAAGACUUCCGGUGCACUGUAGGAAAGCUGUAUCCAUCUUGCCUUGAAGAGUCCCCGUGGAAACCUCCAACGUAUCUCUUCUCACCAGACGGAGCUGAUGAAUUUCAGCUGGAUGGGGAGAUGGUUACUUUACCACCUGUAUAGCUCCCARAUUAGACUGCACAACCGUGCUCAUUUAUAAAAUAAUAAAAGGAAUAAAUGGCUGUGAAAGAACAGGUCUGGGAACAGAAAUCUCAGAGCUGUCUUUCGUGAGUUGUAUUUUUAUGCCCUACCUAACACUUGCCGCCAUUCAGUAUGAAUUAGUGAAAUGAGCAGAUAUGCUUCCAUAAUCUCAAAUACUAUUAUCUGAUAAUUGAGAAAAAUAUAUGUAUAUCAUAAGCUUAAGCAUCUGACUUGUCUAAAGAAUAAAUUCUAGUUCUAUAAAGUCUCGGUUCAGGAAAAUUAGCUUCAGAAAAAAAGUAGUUAUKGUUUCUAGGAUGAUGUCACAACUCUUUUGAAAGUAUCUUCCAGUUAUAUUUGAACUACUUCUGGAUAUUCUACUUAAGUGCUAGUUAUAUAAUUGUCAGUGUGGCCUAAUUAAAGGACUGUGCUGCACUUACUAAAUACUAAUAUCUAUGUUGGUAUAGUAAUGCCAUUAAAAGAAAAAGAAACAAAUCCCAUGGAUCUACCUGUGGUAGGAAGGGUAGAUCUUCCAUUGUAUGGUAACAUGCUGGGUAAAAUGACUGCAGGUUCAGUCAAGCUGUAUGAUGAGGUGCAUGUAUUCUAUUUUCACUAACUUAUACCUGUCUAUUUAGAAUACAGGUCUUCCAAGCAGCUGGUAGAUUACCAGGUGUGGACUUAAGUUGCUGGGCUUGCAAUAGGAAUUGCCAGCCCUCAUAGUGCGGGUCUGUGUGGGGCUUUAAUCAGUAAAUGCCUCCACRUUAUGUAUUACAGUAACAUUGGCUCAUGUAUAUUACUUCCUGCUGCUGAUGUAUUUUUCCAUUGUAAAACAAAAGUUUUAGUGUGGAUUAACCAGGUCUUUAUUUUCUGUUAAUUUAAUAACAAGCAUUACUGUAGUGUGAUUGUGUAUAGUUAUCCCUUAGCUGUCAGGUUUUUUACUUUGGGGGGGAAGCAAACUUCAGGAAUAUCCUGUGCUGUGUGUGCAGGAGAGCAGAUGCCUAGUGCUGCUCUGGCAUUAAUUCCAGGAACCACUAGCAGUAGCGGGGUGCCGCCAAUGUAACAUGAACACAGGUGCUUCAUGACAAACCUUACUAGCAUGUUCAGCUGCAUCAUGUUCUGGCACUGUAUUUUGAAUGACAUUAAUUUAUUAAAAAAGACUGAAUCCAACUGCCUGAGUAUGCUUUUUGGUUGAAA